Zea mays is the source of this 2393-nucleotide messenger RNA. RefSeq lists its product as uncharacterized. NCBI's taxonomy places the organism in Eukaryota, Viridiplantae, Streptophyta, Magnoliopsida, Poales, Poaceae. Gene Ontology annotation, molecular function: DNA binding; DNA-binding transcription factor activity. Gene Ontology annotation, biological process: regulation of DNA-templated transcription. Bases 231 to 2042 code for a protein of 603 amino acids. The record is from RefSeq and is marked validated. The transcript has 8 exons.
CUACUCUGCUUCACGCCUCGCCGGCCGAUCUAGCUAGCUAUCGCAGACCCCGCCGGCCCGGCCCUCAUCGAUCUCUCGUCGCGGCAAUGGCCAUCACACCGCGCGCUCCCCGAUGAUUGAUCCACUCCGGUCGCCAUUCCCGCCGCCAUCAUCAGCUCCUACUAUAUAUUAGCCCGACGACCCCGUUCAUCUUCCUCUUGUAGUUUUGUCCAGCGCGCUCCGCUGACGCAAUGACCAACAACAACAACGGCGGCAAUGACACGAACGCCGCGGCGAGCGGCUGGCUAGGCUUCUCGCUGUCUCCUCACAUGGACGAGCACCAGCUCCAGCUCCAGCAGCAGCAGCAGCAUGGCCUCUUCUUCCCUUCCGUCACUGCGGGCGCCGCCGCCUCGUACGGCCUCGGCGGCGGCUUGGCCACCAGCGCGUCGCCGUACUACACGCCGCAGCUGGCGUCCAUGCCGCUCAAGUCCGACGGCUCCCUCUGCAUCAUGGAGGCGCUCCGGAGGAGCGAUCAGCAAGACCACCACGGGCCCAAGCUCGAGGACUUCCUUGGCGCGGCGGCGGCGCAGUCGCAGGCCAUGGCGCUGAGCCUGGACAACCCGGCGGCCGCCUCCAGCUUCUACUACUACUACUACGGAGGCGGAGGCGGCGGCGGGCCGGGGCACCACCACGGGUCGUUCCUGCAGCCGCCGUGCGUGGACCUGUACGGCGGGGCCUCGGCCGGGUCCCAGCUGGUGGCGGACGACGAGGCCGCCGCGACGGCGACGGCGAUGGCGAGCUGGGUGGCGGCGCGCGCCGAGAACGGCGCACUGCUGGCCGCCGCCGGGCAGCCGCACCAGCACGCGCUGGCCCUGUCCAUCAGCUCCGGGUCGUCGCCGUCGAGCUGCGUGACGGCGCACCCCAGCUCCGAGUACGGCGCGGCGGCGGCGGCGUCGAUGGACGGCGGGCGCAAGCGCGGCGGCGCGGCGGGGCAGAAGCAGCCCGUGCACCACCGCAAGUCCAUCGACACGUUCGGGCAGAGGACGUCGCAGUACCGCGGCGUGACGAGGCAUAGGUGGACGGGGAGGUAUGAGGCGCACCUGUGGGACAACAGCUGCAAGAAGGAAGGCCAGAGCAGGAAGGGCCGGCAAGUUUAUCUCGGCGGGUACGACAUGGAGGAGAAGGCGGCGAGGGCCUACGACCUGGCGGCGCUCAAGUACUGGGGCCCUUCCACGCACAUCAACUUCCCGCUGGAGGACUACCAGGAGGAGCUGGAGGAGAUGAAGAACAUGACACGGCAGGAGUACGUGGCGCACCUCAGGAGGAAGAGCAGCGGCUUCUCACGGGGCGCGUCCAUGUACCGGGGAGUAACAAGGCACCACCAGCACGGGCGGUGGCAGGCGCGCAUCGGCCGCGUCUCGGGCAACAAGGACCUCUACCUCGGCACCUUCGGCACGCAGGAGGAGGCGGCGGAGGCGUACGACGUCGCGGCCAUCAAGUUCCGCGGCCUCAACGCCGUCACCAACUUCGACCUCACGCGCUACGACGCCGACAGGAUCAUGGCCAGCAGCACGCUGCUGCCGCCCGACCUCGCGCGCCGCAGGAAGGACGACGACCCCGACUGCGGCGUCACGGCCGCGGCUGCUGCCCUGGUGCAGCAGGCUGCUGCUGCUGCUGCCGCCGCGGCGCCGCCGCCACCGCCGAGGGACGGAAGCCAGCACCAGCACCACCACGACGUGCUCUCCGGCGAGGCCUGCUUCUCCGUGCUGCACGACCUGGUGGCCACCGCCGCGGACGGCGGCCACCACCACAGCAACGCGGCGCAACACGUUCCCGUGUCCAGCGCGGCGUCGUCGCUGCUCACCAGCAUCGGCAACGGCAACUACCGCGAGGGCAGCCCCGACCGCGGCCUGUCCAUGCUCUUCUCCAAGCCGCCGCCUGCGCACGCCGCCAGCGCCAAGCCGGUCAGCCCGCUCGGCUCCUGGGCGUCCACGGCCGCGUCGGCCAGGGCCGCCGUCUCCAUCGCGCACAUGCCCGUGUUCGCCGCCUGGACCGACGCCUGACAGGCCGUAUCAGUCGAUCGAUCCACACGAUCGAGUCACAUGUCCAUCUCUCUCGGCCCGUUGUUGGACUUCUUCAGAUCUCAGUUAGUUAAUUUAAGGGAUUAGGGUUCUUGGAAGGCAGCAAGUUAAUUAGGUAAUAGCUAUGAGAGAUAUUGGUUAGUGAUGCUAGUAGGCGAUAUGAUGGAAGGGCGGGAGUGCGCAGCGCGGCCUCUGCUGUGUUUCCUCCUUCUCCGGCGUCGAGGACUGCCGACUGCGACGUGGCCGGAGAAGGAGGGGUUUUGUAAAAUGAGGGCCGGAGAUUGACGCGCGUCUCCUCCAAAAUAUAUCCACAACUAAUCCACUACUGAUGCU